Molecule: messenger RNA, 3320 nt
Organism: Zophobas morio
Lineage: Eukaryota; Metazoa; Arthropoda; Insecta; Coleoptera; Tenebrionidae
Exons: 16
Coding region: 91-3171 (1026 amino acids)
Molecular function (GO): oxidoreductase activity, acting on paired donors, with incorporation or reduction of molecular oxygen; heme binding; iron ion binding
Source: RefSeq, a predicted model, not a curated record
GAAGCUGUGAUAUUUUUCGUAUUAAUACUAAUUUAUCACAACAAAACCAGUUUAUAAAACACAACCUUGACUGUUCAGUUUUUAAUAAUUAUGUUGGUAGUUGCAGCUUUUAUCCUAACAGCCGUUUUAUAUUUUGUCUUCAAAAAACAUCAUACGGAAAAUGGGUUACAUAAAUUUCCCGAACCCCCGGGAAAUUUCUUCGUAGGACACAUACUGCAAGCACCGUCUACUGAAAAUGCAAUAGCAGUCACAAGCAAGUUUCUCGACUACGGAAAGACUAUCAGACUGAGGUGUGGUCCAGCUGCUUGUCCCAUAAUCGAAGGCCUCGUAACGAAAGAUUACAACCUCAUCGAAUUCAUUCUAAGCAGCAACAAAAUCUUGACGAAAUCUGAAAAUUAUAAAUUCUUGAGCGCUUGGUUGAGAAACGGACUGUUGUUGAGCGAUGGCGAUUACUGGAAAAGACACAGAAAAAUUUUAACCCCGGCUUUCCAUUUCGAGAUACUCAAACAAUUCGUAGAUGUUUUUGAAUCGGUGGGGGACAUUUUCGUCAAAAAAUUAGAAAAAUAUGAAGGAAUGUCAAGCGUGGAUUUACACCCACUGGUUAUUCUUCUAACGCUUGACAUUAUCUCUGAGACCGCCAUGGGUACGAAAAUUGACGUCCAAAGUGGCCACAACUCACACUACUUGAAGAGUGUGAAAGAAAUUUGUAGAAUCGUCAUAGAAAGAGCUUUUUCUCCGAUAAGUGCGUUCGACUUUAGUUUCUGGUUAUGUAAAGACUACUACAAACAAAAGAAAGCGUUGAAGGUUUUACACGGUUUUACGUCAGAGGUGCUCAAUUCCAAAAAAGGACAAGUUUUUGAAAAGACAACGAAAAAAAUGGCGUUCUUGGAUCUGCUUUUGAAGUUUUCUCGCGACGAUGAUGUUCUUAGUUACGAUGAGAUUCGCGAGGAAGUUGAUACUUUCAUGUUUGAGGGACAUGACACAACAGCUGCUGGUAUUUGUUUCAUAUUGUAUUGUUUGGCUGACCAUCCUGAUGUCCAGGCGAAAGUGCUCCAAGAGCAAAAAGCGUUGUUCGGUGAUGAGAAAAAUCCAGCGGUGGCUUAUUCAGACUUACAAAACAUGAAAUAUCUAGAGUGCGUUAUCAAAGAAACCUGUCGGUUGUAUCCUCCAGUUCCGGUAAUAGGACGAUAUACAACAGAAGAAGUCAAUUUUGAAGGUUAUUUAAUACCCAAAAGAACUAAUAUUGUUUUGUUUAUUUACGCUUUGCAUAGAAAUCCGGACUUUUUUCCGGAACCGGAAAAAUUCAGACCCGAAAGAUUCGAAAAUUUUCACACUUCUUUUCCUUAUGCCUAUAUUCCCUUUAGCGCCGGUGCUAGAAACUGUAUUGGUCAAAAGUUCGCCAUGUUGGAAAUGAAAAGCGUCAUUUCGAAAGUUGUUAGACAUUUUGAAGUUAAACCAACUCAGCCCAGACACGAACUGAAACUGUCUGUGGAAGCGGUUUUGAAAUCAGUAAAUGGAAUUAAGGUUGUGUUGAAAAAGCGACAUUAUACGACGCCUAUGGGUUCUCGUAUGUACGGCGAUGAUGACUCAUCGUUGAUGUCGGCAGCCGGGUGGCGUUCGCUAAAGAAAAUCCUGGAAGCGGAACUCGAGAUUAUUCAGUCAGCCACAAUUUGCAAAGUGUAUUGGUUAUGUUCGUCAGUGCACUUUGCCAUGCUGUUGUAUGCAGUAAUACUCGCAUUAUUUUGCGUAUAUUUGUAUCUAAAUAAAUCUUCAAAUCGAAAUGAUUUAUGUAAAUUUCCUGAACCUCCAGGACAUCCACUUUUAGGUCAUUUGUCCACUAUAACAUCAACCACAAGCGUAAUAUACAACUUAUCCCAGUAUAUCGAAAAUUAUGGCAACACUUUGAAAAUGAAUAUAGGACCAUCAGUUUUUCCCUUAUCGAAAAGUCUGGUGACCAUCGACUAUAAAUUUGUUAAAUUCGUUUUAAGCCAGAAUAAAAUUUUGAAAAAAUCACUAAAUUACAAGUUCUUGCGACGCUGGUUGGGAAAUGGAUUGCUGAUAAGCGACGGCGAUUACUGGAGAAGACACAGGAAAAUUUUGACACUGGCUUUUCACACUGAGAUAUUGAAAGAUUUUGUUGGAGUUUUUGAAUCAAUGGGUGAUGUUCUGAUCGCAAAAUUGGGAAAGUAUGACGGUAAAUCCAGCGUUGACGUCCAUCGUUUGGUCACUUUGUGUACCCUAGACACAAUCUGUGAAACUGCAAUGGGUACAGAAAUGAACGUCCAAAGUGGGGAAAAUUCACAGUAUGUGCAAAGUGUGCAACAGAUGGGUCGAAUCGUCAUUGAAAGAUCCUUGUCGUUAAUGAAAGUUUCGAAAUACACAUUUUGGUUGUCCAGAGACUACUACAUUCAGAAGAAUGCACUAAAAAUUUUACACGGUUUUACGCUAAGUGUCAUCGAUUCCAAAAGAACCAAACCUGUUGAAAAAGCAACCAAAAGAAUGGCUUUCUUAGAUUUGCUUCUAAAAGUCUCCCACGACGAAAAUAUCCUCACGAUCGGUGAACUUCAAGAAGAAGUGGAUACGUUUAUGUUCGAGGGACACGAUACAACAGCUUCUGGUAUUUCUUUCAUUUUGUAUUGUUUGGCCGACCAUCCUGAAGAACAGGAAAAAGUUCUGCAAGAGCAAAAACAACUGUUCGGAGACGAGAAAAACCCCCCAGUAACUUAUUCAGAUUUACAAGACAUGAAAUAUUUAGAAUGCGUUAUUAAGGAAACAUUUCGUUUGUAUCCUCCAGUGCCAAUUAUUGGAAGAUACACAACAGAAGAAAUUAAAUUUGACGAUACUGUAAUACCCAAAAACACCAACAUUGUUUGUUUCAUCUACGGCUUACACAGAAGCUCGGAAUUUUUUCCAGAGCCGGAAAAAUUCAAACCUGAAAGGUUCCAAAAUUUUAACAGUGCUUUUCCUUAUGCCUACAUUCCGUUCAGUGCCGGUCCAAGAAAUUGUAUCGGUCAAAGAUUCGCCAUGUUGGAAACGAAAAGCAUAAUUUCGAAAAUCGUGAGGCAUUUUGAAAUAAAACCAACUUUGCCGAGACACGAGUUGAAAUUAUCAGUGGAAACUGUCCUGAAAUCGGUCAAUGGAAUUAAAGUUACACUUAAAAAACGAAAAUGAUGCAGUUGGUUUUUGUUUGAUUGCAGUAAUUGCUAUUUAUACCUUUAUAGCUCUUAUGUCUAGAAAUAAUCAUGCUGGAAUUUAAAGAGAUUACGUCUUAGGCUAAUCUCCCUAGGUGGCAAAUUCAUUUGUAAGAAAUUUGUAGGUUA